CAGCUCCGGGGGCGCUGCCGCCCUGCCCGCCCGCGCUGGAUUUCGCGUCCCCGCUGCCGAUUCGGGCUCGGGAGCCCCCCUCCGGUCCUAUGGUAGUGAAGAUGGAGGUCGAGGAGGAUGGCGCCAACGGAGGAACUGGUGCGGCAUGGUCCGAGGAGGACCGGACCGUCAGCACCAACGUGCUCGGGAGGGACGCGUUUGCCUACCUGACAAAAGGAGGCGGUGCCAUAUCCGAGGGCCUUGUCGCUACGUCCUUGCCUGUGGACUUGCAAAACAAGCUGCAGGAGCUCAUCGAGUCGGACCACCCUGGCCCUAGCUGGAACUACGCCAUCUUCUGGCAGCUUUCACGCACAAAGUCCGGCGAUCUCGUCCUUGGGUGGGGGGAUGGCUCGUGCCGUGAGCCUCAUGAUGGUGAGGUGGGGGCUGCUGCUUCACCGGGCAAUGAUGAUGCCAGGCAGCGGAUGCGGAAGCGUGUGCUGCAGCGGCUGCACAUAGCGUUUGGCGGUGCUGAUGAGGAGGAUUAUGCCCCGGGCAUUGAUCAGGUGACGGAUACGGAGAUGUUCUUCCUGGCAUCUAUGUACUUUGCAUUUCCGCGCCGUGCCGGUGGCCCUGGUCAGGUAUUUGCAGCAGGCGUCCCCCUCUGGGUUCCGAAUUCUGAGCGCAACGUGUUCCCGGCUAAUUACUGUUACCGGGGGUACCUUGCAAGCAUGGCAGGAUUUAAGACCAUCUUGUUGCUGCCCUUUGAGACUGGAGUGCUCGAGCUGGGUUCUAUGCAGCAUGUAGCUGAGAAUGCUGAGACUCUCCAGACCAUAAAGUCUGUGUUUGCGGGGGCAAGUGGCAAUAAGGAUACAGUUCAGAGCCGUGAAGGAAAUGGUCAUGUUGAGAGGUCACCUGGUUUGGCAAAGAUUUUUGGCAAGGAUUUGAACCUUGGUCGGUCUUCAGCUGGGCCAGUGGUUGGGGUGCCAAAGGUAGAUGAAAGGCCAUGGGAACAGAGGUCUGCUGGUGGAGGGACCUCGCUGCUUCCCAAUGUCCAGAAAGGGCUGCAGAAUUUCACUUGGAGUCAGGCCCGGGGCCUGAAUUCUCAUCAGCAGAAGUUUGGCAAUGGUAUACUAGUAGUGAGCAAUGAAGCUACACACUGCAACAAUGGAACUGCCGACAGCUCCACUACUACUCAAUUUCAGCUUCACAAAGCACCCCAGCUCCAGAAAUUACCAUUGCUUCAGAAACCGCCACAGCUAGUGAAACCACUGCAGAUGGUCAGCCAGCAUCAGAUGCAGCCACAGGUGCCUAGACAAAUAGAUUUUAGUGCAGGCACCAGUUCCAAGUCCAGUGCCCUGAUUACAAGAACAGCUGUUUUUGAUGGAGAUAGUACCGAGGUGAAUGGUUUUUGUAAAGAGGAAGGGACAACACCUGUGAUAGAGGACCGACGACCAAGGAAGAGAGGAAGAAAGCCUGCAAAUGGGAGGGAGGAGCCACUGAAUCAUGUCGAGGCUGAGCGCCAAAGGAGGGAGAAGCUUAACCAGCGGUUUUACGCAUUAAGAGCUGUUGUGCCCAACAUCUCAAAAAUGGACAAGGCCUCCCUGCUGGGUGAUGCAAUAGCAUAUAUCACUGACCUUCAGAAGAAGCUCAAAGAUAUGGAAGCAGAGAGAGAUCGAUUUGUCGAGUCCGGUAUGGUGCCCACUAGACCGGACGUGGACAUCCAGGUAGUGCAAGAUGAGGUUCUUGUCCGAGUAAUGUCCCCAGUCGACAAACAUCCGGUAAAGAAAGUGUUUGAAGCGUUUGAUGAGGCGGAAGUCUGCGUAGGUGAGUCAAAGCUCACAGGCAACAACGGAACGGUAGUCCAUUCUUUUAUCAUCAAGUGCCCUGGCUCUGAACAGCAAACGAGGGAGAAAGUGAUUGCUGCAAUGUCUCGUGCAAUGCAAUGAGCUAAGCCUAGAAUCGGUUGAGGGGAGUGUCUGUGCGGUAGAGGUGGGUUACUCUGCUGGUUGCAUACAAAGCGUCAGCCCUUUGACACCUUCCAGUCUGUUGAUAGAAGUUGUAGGUCUGAGACAGCAAGCUGAGAUUUCUGACUUAGCAAUGCAAGAAAAGCACAAGUUAAACCGCCAUUGUUGUAACGGUAGGUUCUUGUGACCCUUAGUUUUGAUGUUUCAUUGGAAAGAUACCGUUCUCCUAGUGUAUGGCUUAAUUAUUGCGGAACAUAAAAGGUACAUUUCGCAUGGAUGAGUUAGAAAUUUAUAUUUAGCAGUUUUUUUA
Lolium rigidum is the source of this 2253-nucleotide messenger RNA. RefSeq names its product transcription factor MTB1-like. Gene Ontology annotation, biological process: regulation of DNA-templated transcription. NCBI's taxonomy places the organism in Eukaryota, Viridiplantae, Streptophyta, Magnoliopsida, Poales, Poaceae. Gene Ontology annotation, cellular component: nucleus. The record is from RefSeq and is a predicted model, not a curated record. Bases 90 to 1925 code for a protein of 611 amino acids. The transcript has 2 exons. Gene Ontology annotation, molecular function: protein dimerization activity; DNA-binding transcription factor activity; transcription cis-regulatory region binding.